Messenger RNA from Letharia columbiana, 432 nucleotides. RefSeq lists its product as uncharacterized. The transcript has 3 exons. The record is from RefSeq and is a predicted model, not a curated record. The coding region runs from base 1 to 432 and encodes 143 amino acids. Lineage: Eukaryota; Fungi; Ascomycota; Lecanoromycetes; Lecanorales; Parmeliaceae.
AUGACACAAAAGAAUGGAAUUGAAGUCCUACGAAGCUCGCCCCGGGAAGCCGCGCCGCGCCUACGACACCCGCCGUCAACCACGUCAACUAGCCCAUCACGCGGAAGCCCAUCAAACCUGCUGGUAUCAGAUGAAUUUGACGCAAAGAAGUCUAGCAACCAAGCUCAAAAAGGUGACCUUUGCAGUCGAGCGAAGCAAGCAUUUGGACUUUCAAGUCAGCUGCCACCGGGACUUACUUAUAAGUACAAGGUGCCUCCAAGGAUCCGAACUUUGGAUGAGUACCCGGUUGGCUAUCCGCAACUUGCUGCCUUUGAGGACUGCGAUCCUGCCUUUUUGAUAUGCCGCAAAUUUGGAUGGCUUCACACCCGUCUAUUGCUGCAUCUUCAGGAUGAUCUUGAGAAAUUAGAAUGGGAUCUCGAGCAAGUUGACUAA